GAAAACAUCAUUCUCAGAAGAAAGAGCCGCGCGGAAGACUUGCUGGAGCGACACACUUUGUCUGUACACGAGGUCGCUCGCAUGCAGCUGGACAUGGUCGUUAUAAGGAGAGGUCGCAUCGCAAGAGUUCCGGAAAGAAAAACGACUACCAAUAGCGAGGCAAUAAACCCAACAUGGAAAGGCGAAUUGUCUUCAUCGGAGGGAAGCUGCCAGGCCACGCAGGUCAUACCAUCAUGCGAGCGAUUGCAAAAUCCUGAUCCCAUGUCUCUCAGGACACCUAGGCAGACAUCACAAUGUCAGCCACGGAUCGCAGGCUGAACACCGCUUCUACGAGCUUCACAGCUCUGCGGACUGUCAGACCAGCAGCAGCAGCACUUGGAGAAUAUCGCUCGCCGCCCCUGGGGUCGCGGACUGGUACACGCAAAGAUUUCUCCGCGUAUGAGCAGCAUUCGCGCGACAAAAGCAAGUUCCGAAGCUCCAACAGGUCGUGCAUAAGCUGUGCUUUCAAGUCCUCGCCCUGCUCCGUGAUGAAUCGCUAGAUCGACGGAUGUGAUAGUUUUCGAUGUCACAGGAGAGUAUACACAAUCAGCUGGCCGUCGAUGACCUGCGGACACUGGUACAGCUAUAUCUCUUGGGGCCAUGGUGCGGUCCAGAUAUGGAAGUGCUUCCAUUCGGACCUGGACCAAGCAUGUCGCCGUUUUUGGGGUCUUAUUGCGCCUCGGACUACCGAGCUCGUGGUGCUAUCAUGCCCGGGUUGGGAUGGUAUCACAGGAAUGCGGUGCUCCGUAGUGGUACUGUCACCAACAGGGGAACGGCGAAACAGCCUGCCCCGAACGCCGCACGGGCCUCUCUGAUGCCAAGAAAUCCGACCAUAGAGAAGACUAUCAGCCAAGAAUAUGGUCAUCUUCAGCAUCCGGGCAUGCCUUCGAUCCUCAUGAAGGUAGAUACUCCAGCUCUGUCGUCGUACUUUCGACAUUGUACCGAAGAGCCUCAUCCUGCCUUGUGUAGCGACGCAAAGGGAUGUCAAGCGUCGUGCUGCUUUGUCCUGGCAAUCUUUGCCUGCCCGGUUUGCAUGUUCUUGCACAUAAACAUGCUCUCUAUCCCGCGAGAACGUAGCUCUGCCACGAAAGAUGGGCUCCAGUAUCAAGCAGUACGACUGUAUCGGAGACUCUCUAGGCCCCUGAGGCUGCUCCUGCUGAGAAAGACCUUUUCUGCGGUGCACAGGUGUACCUCAUGGACACAGGCUCGAAGCUUGAAGGACCCUCCCGUUUCAGCCUCACGCUGAGUCUGUCGUUCAUGCCUGGCUCUUCUCGAACUGUCCUCUUCUCUCAUGAUAGGGGAAACUCUACCCAGCUCGCCCGCCAGAUGUAGGAUCUGCUCUUGAGGGCGCGAUCCUUGGAGUACCAUGCUCCCUCGAACAGAUACUGGCACCGAUUUCUCCGUCCCAGUGUCCCCUCCAGCGGCGCUUAUGAGCCAUUGGUGUCCCGAGAGCCCUUUGAGGCAGAGUCACCAUCAUCACCUAUCUGUAGGGGCUUGCGAUUUCUGUGUGCUCUUCAUCUUUCCUCGCUGGGUCCCGCAUGAUCCUCCCUGCUCUUUCUCGCCCGUGGCAGCUUCAAUUGUGGCGAGCUCACUGGGUUGGCAGAUGCGAUGGCGUGCGCAUUCUCUCCGCGGCGGGCGGCUUUGGCAUUGCGCAAGCUCGUCGUGAUGCUGGCAUAAGAGUGACAUUCCCAUGUACAGCUUGCUGAGGUCGUAUGGGGGCUUUCUGUCCUUGGCUGGUCGUUAUUCUGGUAUUGCCCAUGGCUGCUGGAGUACACGAGGCCUUCGUAUCUUGGACAAACCGAAUGGCUGUGCUGAUGCGACGGUGCCCGCAACCGAAGAUACUUGAUCCACAUGAGACGGUCAUGUUGUGUGGAUGCAGUCUCAAGCCUCGUGGAGCGCGUGCUCUUGAAGGCGUAGUCAGUUGCUCACUGAGGACGGUCUGUGAGGGCGGCCCAGCGGGCUCGACGUGGGCCUUGAUACUCAUCUCCAUGCAGCUGUGGCAGUGACUGGUAUGAUGAAAAGAAUGUAUGCUCAACAGAUGUCGUGCCGGUAUGAAUUCUGGACCGCCAACAUGAUUUUGGUGAGCAAUCUUGAUCUUGCCGGCCACUGGCAUCAUCACUGCAAUUGAAGGUGAAGGAUGUACAGAGGUGGCGGCGAAUGCAGACACGAGUGAUCAUGUCUGCAUAGAUUGAAGAACCUCGCAACAAACAACUACAACUGGAGAAGGAAGAGAAGGAGGCCGAGGAGCGAGGAGAGGCCAUUUUCAAGCAAUUUUGAGCAGUAGUGCCUGCCCACCCCAGAAAUAACAAACGCGGAAGCAGCAUCGGGCGCAAACAAAACACUCUCGCACACAAUGCGAAAUUCUCGGCGACGAGGAAAUUACGGCGAUGAGACAGCAGUAUAAGGACGGCAAAGGCCUCGAGAUGGUGGCGAUGAUGAUGAUGAAGCCUCUUCUCCAAGCAGCUGCUGAGACAGCAACUGCAAUGAUGAAAGGAUUUCGGGCCUACCCAAAGACAGCCGACGACAAUAAGAGUCGCCGACGAGUGUCGAUGGCAUGGCCCUUUCGAUCUAUGCAGUUCACUGCAAAGCCAAUCACUUCAUUGAGAGGAAGGAUGGGGUAGGCAGUGAAGGCAACAAAUGAAUCCCCCAGAGGCGAACCUGUUGGCCAAAUUAGCUUAUGAGAAGAAAGAAG
Sphaerulina musiva SO2202 is the source of this 2731-nucleotide messenger RNA. RefSeq lists its product as uncharacterized. The coding region runs from base 563 to 1285 and encodes 240 amino acids. NCBI's taxonomy places the organism in Eukaryota, Fungi, Ascomycota, Dothideomycetes, Mycosphaerellales, Mycosphaerellaceae. The transcript has a single exon. The record is from RefSeq and is a predicted model, not a curated record.